AUGGAGGUCACGAGUAUUAGCGCCAUUUACGCUCAACUUUCCCUAAUUGUCCAGAAAACGGAAACGUUUUUCUCGAACGAAUUUUCCUACGAGGCACCUCACAACGUGUCACACAUAGGAGACGUUUCAGAUAUGUCUAAAUCGAGAGCGGUCGUUAUCGUAAGUGUUGCUGCCGCGGCGAUCUUCUGGUUUUUCGGAUAUGUCGACAAUAUCGCUUCAACAGCCCAUAGUGACUACAUGACUGCUGAAAGCUCUACAAAUUCCAACAUCGAGGAGAAAACGGAAAAACCGACUGCAACGAAGAAUCCUCUCGAUGGUUGUAUACUUCCGAACUUUGAUCCAUGGGAUGAAGAGAUAAUACCAUAUGUCAACCAAGACUACAACCCUCUGAGGAAGUGCAACCACAGCUUCAAACCGAUGACAAGUCUUCGAAAUGGGAUUGUUACAGUACGUGCGAAGAAUGUUUCUUGUUGGGGAAGGUGCUUAACCCGACACUCUGAUACGCGGAACAAGCGUGGCCGAUGGGUUAAUGUAGAUGAUGCUGACUUCAGAUGCGACAUUGUGGAGACAGUUUGCAAGAAUGACCAAGGCAAAGGCGUCUAUCAAAUGGUACAUGCACAAAUAAUAGAGAAGGAUGAUUCAAAACCGUACAGGAACAUAGGUAGGAACGAUAAACAUGAUGUCUACGUCAUACUGCUCGACUCCAUAGCAUCCACCCAAGGAACGAGGAAUUUACCACAAACACUGCAUUUCUUUGAGAAAUCUAUGCAGGCUGUUUCAUUCCCACACAUCAACAAAGUAGGACUAAAUAGUCGACCUAACGGUGUAGCAUUGUGGUUCGGCAAAAGAAUGGAAAAGGUGAGCCGGAAAAUUUUCAACCUUCCCGAUCUGGAGCCAGAUUGGACGUACGACUAUUUUUGUAAGAGAUACGUGGACAACGAAACAUUUUUGCUGAAAGAGUUCUCAGAGCAAGGAUAUAAGACAUUGCUCGCCGAGGACUGGAUGAUGGGAACUCUUAACUGGCCAAAAUGCAAAGGAUUCGAUAAACAGCCGACUGACCACUAUAUGAGGCCUUUCCAAAUUGCUCUGGAGCGAAACGUAGCACAGCUCUUAAAAGAUACGUAUGCCCCAUCAAACUGCAUUGAACAACACCAAGACGUUUUGCGCUAUCUACAGGACUUCAUAAAUUCUUAUAAUGGAAUUCCGAAGAUUGGGUGGAUUUGGCUAUCGCUACUUGGUCAUGAUCAUGAAAGCGGUGUGAUCCAUGCAGACUCUGACUUUCAACGCUUUCUUCUUCAGAACAAAAAGAAGCUCGAUGAGUCGUUCGUUAUCAUCCUUGGAGAUCAUGGCUUGCGUGGAGGUUUGGUCACCCACACGAAACUUGGAAGCGUGGAAAUGAGCAAUCCUCUGUUUUACAUGUCUGUCCCGAAAAAACUUCGGAAGACCACUGAUAUUUUAUCUAUUCUGCGGAAGAACGCUAAGAAAUUACAAACGCAUUACGACAUCCGCGCCACCUUGCUCGAUAUUUUGAAGUACCAACCCAAUUCGAGUUUCACAGACAGAAGUUUUAUGACGAUGAAAGGCGAAUAUGGUACAUCCUUUCUCAGGAAUCAGCCAGAAUUUGAGAGAACGUGCAAGAGCUUACCAAUUCCCAUCUCGUACUGCACGUGUCAAUAUCCAACGAAGGCAAUAAAAAGAUCAUCUCAAGUUGCAGAAGAAGCUGGAAAGUCCCUUAUGGGGUAUAUUAACUCAUAUAUCAAAAAGUUCGAUCCAUCAAAACAAUGUGAAGAGCUAAAAUUCAGAUAUAUAAUAUCAAUAUAUACUUAUACCCCUGAAGAAGUUACAAAGACCUACCAAAUCUCAGUGAAAGCUUUACCACCAUCUAAUGGAGAGUUCAAGGGAAUUGUUCGGCAAACAAGCAAAGGAUUCGAAAUGGUUUCACCAUCAGUAGAACGACUCAAUCGAUACGGAAAAAAAGGGGACUGUACUGUUGAUUGGCUCAAACACCUUUGCCACUGCAAGUCGUAA
Molecule: messenger RNA, 2028 nt
Organism: Necator americanus (New World hookworm)
Lineage: Eukaryota; Metazoa; Nematoda; Chromadorea; Rhabditida; Ancylostomatidae
Exons: 18
Coding region: 1-2028 (675 amino acids)
Source: RefSeq, a predicted model, not a curated record